Aspergillus novofumigatus IBT 16806 is the source of this 2436-nucleotide messenger RNA. Its product is annotated as Delta(24(24(1)))-sterol reductase. Lineage: Eukaryota; Fungi; Ascomycota; Eurotiomycetes; Eurotiales; Aspergillaceae. Gene Ontology annotation, cellular component: membrane. Gene Ontology annotation, biological process: sterol biosynthetic process. The record is from RefSeq and is a predicted model, not a curated record. The transcript is spliced from 10 exons. Gene Ontology annotation, molecular function: oxidoreductase activity, acting on the CH-CH group of donors, NAD or NADP as acceptor; hydrolase activity. The coding region runs from base 1 to 2436 and encodes 811 amino acids.
AUGACUGUCACACGCUCCCAAACGGGGAAAACUCCUAAGAAAUUGGAGCGCCCUGGUUACGUUGAGACCCCUGGGCGACGAGUCACUCGCAGCAGCGUCGCUCUAGCAUCAGAGACCAGUGCGGACGACGUGUCCGAUUCAGCGACCGAAAUCCGCGGGCGAUCCAAGUCUACUACCCGGAGACGUCAGGUGAAGACCGAGGAUGUGUCAGAAGGGGAAGAGAACGGACGUGCCAAUGGACACACCAAUGGACACACCAAUGGACGCGCCAAUGGUUCGACGAAGAAGCCACGAGUCAUUGACGGCUGGGUUGAGGGCAGGGAUCCUAAGAUUGACUACAGCGGAGAGUUCGAGUUUGGAGGGUCCUGGGGAGUGCUGUCCAUGAUGAUCGGGUUCCCUCUGCUGAUGUACUACAUGUGGAUUGGCGCCGUCUAUUAUGAUGGCAAAUUUCCUCGUCCUUCGGACGGCCAGAGCAUGUUGGAAUUUUUCGCGCACAUGGGCCAUCUGGUCUAUGAAGGCGCUUACCCUUCGCUCAGAGCUUGGAUCAUUUACUGGGUAUUCUUCGUCUUCGAAGGUCUAUGCUACGUCCUUCUCCCUGGUGUGACUGUCAUGGGCCGUGCUCUGCCGCAUCUCGGGGGAAAGCAGCUCCCCUACUACUGUUCCGGCGUCUGGUCUUUCUACACCAGCAUUGCUCUUGCCGGUGUCCUCCAUUUUACCGGGAUUUUCAAGUUGUACACUGUCAUCGAUGAGUUUGGGCCUCUUCUGAGCGUCGCCAUCAUCUCCGGCUUCCUGGUGUCCUUCGUCGCAUACUUCUCCGCGUUGGCUCGUGGCGCGCAACAUCGCAUGACCGGGUAUCAUAUCUAUGAUUUCUUCAUGGGCGCGGAGCUCAAUCCUAGAAUGUUUGGUAUUCUUGAUUUUAAGAUGUUCUUCGAGGUUCGCCUUCCUUGGUUCAUCCUCUUCUUCAUCUCUCUCGGUGCUGCAGCUCGGCAGUACGAGGUCUAUGGCUAUGUUUCUGGAGAAGUUGGCUUCCUCCUGAUGGCGCACUUCUUGUACGCCAAUGCUUGCUGCAAAGGUGAAGAGUGUAUCGUGUCGACCUGGGACAUGUAUUAUGAAAAGUGGGGUUUCAUGCUCAUCUUCUGGAACUUGGCCGGCGUGCCCUUGAGUUACUGCCACUGCACGAUCUACCUUGCCAGCCAUGACCCCGCUACUUACCGUUGGAACCGUGCCUUCCUGGUGUUCCUGUAUGCGGCAUAUCUGUUUGUUUACUGGGUCUGGGAUACCACCAACAGCCAGAAGAACCGUUUCCGCCAGCAAGAGCGUGGUACGAUGGUCUCUCGGAAGACGUUCCCUCAGCUCCCAUGGCAGACUCUCAAGAAUCCCAAGACAAUCACUGCCGCCGAUGGUUCCAAGAUCCUCGUUGAUGGAUGGUAUGGUAAAGCUCGUAAGAUCCACUACACAUGCGAUCUUUAUUUUGCCUUGAACUGGGGCUUGAUUACCGGCUUCAGCAGCCCGUUCCCCUGGUUCUACCCCAUCUUCUUCGCGUGCAUGAUCACCCACCGUGCCCUGCGUGAUAUCCAACGCUGCCGGAAUAAGUACGGCGAAGCCUGGGUGGAGUACGAACGACAGGUUCCGUAUCUGUUCAUCCCCGCGGAUGGAAAUGGUACUAUGCGUAUAUUAUCAGGUAUCUACGUGUUCCAUCCUACUAUUCCUGGAUACCCCAAAGCUCGAUUCCCUGGUGUAGUAGUGUUCAGUGAGAUCUACCAAGUGACUGGACCUGUCUCGCGAUUCGCCAGGCAGAUUGCGGGCCAGGGGUACAUCUGUGCUGCGCCGUCCAGCUACCACGAGUUCACCGGUCCGGAGCCGCUGCUAUACAAUGCUGAAGAUACCGACAAGGGAAACCAGUGGAAAGUCAGCAAGAAAAUAGCCGCUUAUGACGAGGACGCCUCGUUGUGCGUUGAUUACUUGCUCUCCCUGCCCACUUGCAAUGGCCGGGUAGGCGCAACGGGUAUGUGCUUGGGUGGUCAUCUUGCGUACCGAUGUGCGUUGGACAGCCGCGUCAAGGCAACUGUGUGCUACUUUGCGACGGACAUCCACAGCAAGACCCUCGGCGAGGGCAAGAAUGAUGACAGUUUGGCGAGAGCGGGCGAUAUCAAGGGUGAGCUUCUGAUGAUUUUCGGGAAGAACGACAACCAUGUUCCGCCGGAGGGUAGAGAUCUGAUCCGCAAGACCCUGCAUGAGAAGGGCGUGCUGUUCAGCUUCUACGAGGUUGCAUGGGCUCAACAUGCAUUUAUUCGAGACGAGCUCAGCAAGGGGCGGUACGACCCCGCCAUUACCAAGGUAUGCUUUGAGAUGCUGCUCGAGUUGUUCGGACGGACAUUGAAACUGGACCUGGGCGAACACGAUGGUAAGAAAUUGGAGAUCGAGGAUGUAUGCUAG